Molecule: messenger RNA, 971 nt
Organism: Momordica charantia (bitter melon)
Lineage: Eukaryota; Viridiplantae; Streptophyta; Magnoliopsida; Cucurbitales; Cucurbitaceae
Product: acidic endochitinase
Biological process (GO): carbohydrate metabolic process
Cellular component (GO): extracellular region
Molecular function (GO): chitinase activity
Source: RefSeq, a predicted model, not a curated record
AUGGCAAACCACAAAGUAAUCUCGGUGAUAAUAGCUCUUUUCUUCACCAAUUAUUCCUUAUUCAAGUCCUCCAAUGCAGCUGCAAUCGCCAUUUCUUGGGGUGACAAUUACUACGAAGACAGCCUGAAAUCCACAUGUGCCACUGGAAAUUUCAAGUAUAUUAGCAUAAAUCUUCAUGCUCACUGCAACCCUAACAUUAGAUACAACUGCCGAAGCAUUGGCAUUGAGAUCAAAGCUUGCCAAAGCCUAGGCGUCAAAGUCUUCCUCUCCCUCGGAAGCCGCUACUUUCUCUCCGCUCGGAACGACGAUCCGAGACAAUUCGCUUCCUACCUCCUCCAUACCUACCUCUCAGGCAACGCGCCGGUGAGCUCACGCCCGUUCGGAGAUGCCAUCUUGGACGGAAUCGAUUUCGACAGCCCAUAUGGGUCGUCAUGGUAUUGGGGUGUCGUUGCCAGAUCGCUCAAGGAUGCCGAUGAUGACAUCUUUCUUACCGCAUCUCCAAGUUGCCAAUACCCUGACUAUACGCUAGGUCCCGUCAUAGAUGCAGGGCUGUUCAAUUCGAUUUCAGUGAAAUUCUUUGAUAAUCCUCGAUGCCAAUACGACGGUUAUUACGGUGCGGGUGCACAGAAUAUGUUGAACAGUUGGUCGAUAUGGAAGGAGAGUAAUACCAAAGAAGUGUUUAUAGGACUACCUGCGGCGCCAGAAGCUACAAGGAGAGGAGGAUAUAUUCCUCCCAAUGUGCUUGUUGAUGAUGUUCUUCCAUAUACUAAAUUUACUCCAAAUUAUGGAGGAAUUAUGCUAUGGAGUAGGUAUUAUGAUAUGACGAGUGGAUAUAGCAAUGCCAUUGCAGGGUUAGUGAUUAAUGGCACCUCCAUUAUUGCUACCUCUUAGCAAAUUUAUGUAAUGAAGAACAAGAAGUUGGGAUCUGUUUAAUGUAUGGAUCUAAGGAAAUAAAAGUUACUUUAUGUUAA